AUGGAUAAAGUUCCAGAAGAAGUGAGAAACUAUUUGAUGGAAGCUCAUCAAUUGGCUGGUCAAUGGAGCCUUCCCAACAACCGUGGAGAUCAUACAAACUCCGAACCGAAUGAAAUCAAUUCAGUUGCAAUCAUUGGAAGUGGGACAAUGGGAAAAGCAAUGGCAAUUUGUUUUUGUUUGGCUGGAUUCGAAACUGUUAUGGUUGUGAGAAGCGAACAGAAAUGUUGGAAAGAGUUGGAAGACAUGUUUUCCAUCGAGAAAGCAUUCAAGAGAUUGAACGAUGCACGAAUUGAGAAGAUUAAAAGUAAACUUCAUAUCACUACUGAUCUUCAAAAGCUCAAAGAUAUCGAUUUGAUUGUGGAAUCCGUUUUCGAGGACAUGAAAUUGAAGAAGGAGCUGUUUACCACAUUGGAUGGAAUUUGUAAAUCAUCCUGCAUUUUCGGAACAAACACUUCUAGCUUAGACCUGGAUGAAAUCUCAUCAGUUCUUGGAGACCCAUCAAGACUUGUUGGACUUCACUUCUUUAAUCCUGCAAACGUCAUCCGAUUGGUAGAAGUCAUUUACGGAUCGAAGACCUCUCCGACUGCCAUUGCCACAGCUUUUCAAGCAUGCGAAUCUAUCAAAAAGCUUUCAGUUCUUGUCGGAAAUUGUCCAUCUUUUGUUUUCAAUCGUCUCCUUUAUGUUUAUUUCGAUCAAAGUCAGAAAUUGAUGUAUCAAUAUGGAUAUCUUCCACAUCAAAUUGACAAAAUUAUCACUAACUUUGGAUUCUUAAUGGGUCCAAUGACAGUAGCCGAUAUGAAUGGAUUCGAUGUUAUGGAGAAAUUAAAAAAGGAGAAUGGAAUUGAACCAAAUGCGCUUGAGAAAGAAAUGUGGAGACAAAAGAGAUUCGGAAGAAAGACCAACAGGGGCUUCUACAAGUACGACAAAAAAACCCAGAGAAAAGAAAUUGAUCCUGAAAUGGAAAAAUUAGUCCGUCAGUAUUCACAAAACGCCAAGAAGAAUAUUCAAAUCUUGAAUGACCAGGUAUUAUUAUUUCAGAGCUUCCAUAGAAAUUUUUGUUUUCAGGAUCUCAUAAAUUUCAUGUUAUACCCAACAGUAAAUGAAGGUUUCCGAUGCCUUGAGGAAGGAGUUAUCAGUCAUGAAAGUUUGAUUGAUAUCAUGUUCAUUCUCGGUUUCGGUUGGCCAAUCAACACAGGCGGUCCAAUGAGAUUUGGAAGAACUGAAGGUAUGGAAAAAGUUGCCAACACCCUACUCCAUUGGAAUACUCUGGAACCCAACGACCGUGCCUAUAUGGUUGCUGAAGAAUUAAAAAACAUUGAUAAGAAGAAUAUGUCGUCGAAAUUGUAA
This is a messenger RNA of Caenorhabditis briggsae, 1347 nucleotides long. RefSeq names its product Protein CBR-ECH-9 (gene Cbr-ech-9). NCBI's taxonomy places the organism in Eukaryota, Metazoa, Nematoda, Chromadorea, Rhabditida, Rhabditidae. Gene Ontology annotation, biological process: fatty acid beta-oxidation. Gene Ontology annotation, cellular component: peroxisome. The record is from RefSeq and is a predicted model, not a curated record. The transcript is spliced from 7 exons. The coding region runs from base 1 to 1347 and encodes 448 amino acids. Gene Ontology annotation, molecular function: (3S)-3-hydroxyacyl-CoA dehydrogenase (NAD+) activity; NAD+ binding.